Hippocampus comes (tiger tail seahorse) is the source of this 838-nucleotide messenger RNA. It is a transcript of the gene mettl27, whose product is annotated as methyltransferase like 27. The record is from RefSeq and is a predicted model, not a curated record. Gene Ontology annotation, molecular function: S-adenosylmethionine-dependent methyltransferase activity. The coding region runs from base 112 to 798 and encodes 228 amino acids. The transcript is spliced from 8 exons. NCBI's taxonomy places the organism in Eukaryota, Metazoa, Chordata, Actinopteri, Syngnathiformes, Syngnathidae.
GCAAACCGUCGGAGCUUUCGACUUGGCGAGUCGUCGCCACUCCGCUUCCACUUCCACUGGACGUUUGCUCCCUCUUUCUUGUUUUGCUUUCCAGGCGCGCGCCGACGCACCAUGUCGUCCGGGGACCACCCGCGCACCUUUGAAAUGGCCAGAGACGUCAUUCGGUCCGCGCACAACAACGGCUCUGCGGAGGACCUCAUGCUGUUCUACGACCGAUGGGCCCCAAAUUACGAGCAGGAUGUUGACCUUAUCGAGUACCGCGCCCCUCGACUGGUCGCGGCCCAAGUCGCCGCCCACUUUGGCGGCGAGCGCCAAGCGGCGAUGGUGUUGGACGUCGCCUGUGGCACGGGCAUGGCGGCCAAGAUGAUGAAGCGGGAAGGAUUUCAGCGCUUCGUGGGCGUCGACGGCAGCGAGCGGAUGCUGCAGCACGCCCGACAGAGCGGCUUGUACCAAGACCUCCAGAUGGCCGUGCUGGGAGAGCAGCCGAUUCCCGUUCCGUCAGGCGCCUUCGACGUGGUGACCAUUUCCGGCGGCCUGAGCUCCAGUCACGUUCCGGCGAAGGCGAUCCGGGAGCUGCUGCGGGCCGCCAAGCGGGGGGGCCUCGUCUGCAUGAGCACCCGGGCCAACCGCGACAACGUCGCCUACAAGGUGGCCCUGGAGGGCGAGAUGAAGAAAAUGGAGGACGAGGGACUGUGGCGCCGCGUCGAGGUGACCCGCGUGAGCCGGUUUGAGCGAGGGGUGAGCGACCACGAGGGGGGACACGUCCCUGGAUGCGUUUAUCUCUUUCAAAAGCUCUAACGCGCGACGCGGCCGCGCCACGUCCGUGGCUUCCUUCUGC